GGGCGUUACCUAGACGCUGAAUGUAAACCGCAGAAGUUGAACAGAAGAGAUGAAGAGGAUAAAGUUCAGCUGAAAUGUUCGACUAGCUCAAGUGAAUGUAGUUAAGUUAAGCUGUCGACUUUAGUUUUGUUCAGUUGUCGUCGUGUUUCGGACAGAAGUGGUAAACUAUGAAGGCUCACAACAGCGAGGUCGGAGUGUUUGUCCGAGUCAGACCGACGGCGAACUUCGCCCAAGACUUAAUUGAAUGUCUUCCUGACGGACAGACAGUGAACAUCUGUCACAGGAAAACCUCCAGGAAGCCCAGGGACUCCAACAAAAGUCAGCUAAGCUCCUGGUCAUUCCAGGUGGAGGGCGUCCUGCAGGAUGUGUCCCAGGAGGAGUUUUACAACCAAGUGUGCCGACGGGUGGUACUGGGAGCACUGGAUGGCUACAACGGUUCUGUGAUGUGUUUUGGGCAGACAGGUGCAGGAAAGACCUAUACCAUGACAGGAUCCACAGAAUCAUACAAGCAGAGAGGUGUCAUCCCUCGGGCCCUUCAGGAGGUGUUUCAAGAGGUGGAGAAAAGGACUGAGCAUGCCUUCACUGUGCAUCUGUCCUACCUGGAGAUCUACAACGAGACCCUGGUGGACUUGCUGCCAUCGCUGCGAGGCACACAACACCCGUCUCCUCGCGGUAUGGUGGUGACGGAGGAGCCGGGCAGAGGGGUAUUCAUCAGAGGUCUGUCUCUUCACCCUGUCCACAGUGAGGAGGAGGCCCUCAACCUGCUGUUUGAGGGUGAAAUGAAUCGCAUUAUUGGAUCUCACGCAUUGAACCGGAACUCCUCCAGGUCCCACUGUGUCUUCACUGUGCAUAUAGAGUCCCGCUCACGGACUCUUUCUGACAGCAAGUAUAUCACCUCCAAGCUGAAUUUGGUGGAUUUGGCCGGGUCGGAGAGGUUGCGAAAGACUGGG
Messenger RNA from Micropterus salmoides (largemouth bass), 950 nucleotides. Its product is annotated as kinesin-like protein KIF9. Gene Ontology annotation, molecular function: microtubule motor activity; ATP binding; microtubule binding. Lineage: Eukaryota; Metazoa; Chordata; Actinopteri; Centrarchiformes; Centrarchidae. Gene Ontology annotation, cellular component: kinesin complex; microtubule. The record is from RefSeq and is a predicted model, not a curated record. Gene Ontology annotation, biological process: microtubule-based movement.